GAUGGCGGCCUUUCUGCGGACCGACCUCGAAGAGGGCAGCGGCGAGUGGCAAAACAUCCAAAGCAUCUUGCGUGCGACGUUCGUGGAGCUCCUCGAGUCGAGCCAGCGCCAAGCGCGCGCAUGAGUCACCUCGAGACGCAGCUCGAGCAAUACCGCCGGGAUGUGGAGGCAAAAGCAGACAAGUGCGUGACGCAGCGGGCGCUUCACAGCCUCACGGACGACGUGCAGGCGCUACAGCGCUCCGUGGCCAGUCACCGACCCUCGGCGACCGACGGCGAUCUUCCCGAGAAGCUGCGAUGGCUGCAAACCAAGCUGGCAACGCACGAAGACGCUUUGGCGGCGCUGCAGGCCACCGAGACAUCAUCCUCCAGUGCCCUCAAGACCGACCGCCGAAUACGGUUCCUCGAAGACGAGCUGCGGCUGAUUGUGCCAAUCAUCGAUGGCAAGGCCGACAUUGAGGCUGUCAACGCCCACUUGGCAACCAAAGCCAACAAGGACGCGGUCACACAGGCGCUCAAGAAGCGGUGCAAAAUAUCGAGCGUCGAGCGCGAGCUCGGCCGUCUUCAAGCUCAAAUCACCCCACUUUUACAGCAAGCCCAUCCACGAACCGACGCGACGGAUGCAAUGCAGCUUCUCAGCCAGCGCCAGCAGCAGCUCGAGACCCAGUGGACCCGCACGCAGUACUUUCUUCAGAAAUUCCAAACCGAGAUGAAGGACGCGAUUGGCCACGCGGACGCACGGCGGUCGAUGCCACCGUCGAGCUCGAACGAGGAUGGCGACCCUGCUGCUAAGACCGCACCUCGUUUGUCAAACGAUGAUACUUUGCUCGAGCUGCAGGCUCGGGUCGACGCACUCGCGUCUGCACAAACGACUGUCGAGGCGACAUGCGAGGGCCAUGGCACCAAACUGCAGGCGUUGACCGCUGUCGUGCACCAGUUUAUCGCCGACAUCCAAGCCCAAGUCGACAAGGUGUGCCACGACCAUUCCCUGUCGGAUCGGCUCGGCGGUGCCGAGGCCAAAGUCUCGGAGCUCGAAGCGUCGCUCGUCGAUGUCAUCCAGGCCAUGCACCAACUCUGCCACCAAAUCCAGCAGCCGCCAGCGUCCCGAUCGUCCUUGGAAGAAGAAACCGCGCAGCUCAUGGAGCUCGAGGCGCUCUUGGCGUGUAGCCUGGAGCGGAGCGACCAGCCGCUCGUCUUUGGUACCGGCGCCGAGCUGGCGCAGAUCCGAGAUCAGUUUUGCAGGACGUUGGCGAAUGGCACGCGACCGGCCGAGGCCGCCGUCCCGCCCUAAACCAAAAUGCAAAGGAUAAGUCAGUGGCGAG
Molecule: messenger RNA, 1321 nt
Organism: Saprolegnia parasitica CBS 223.65
Lineage: Eukaryota; Oomycota; Saprolegniomycetes; Saprolegniales; Saprolegniaceae
Exons: 17
Coding region: 121-1290 (389 amino acids)
Source: RefSeq, a predicted model, not a curated record